Messenger RNA from Drosophila simulans, 1709 nucleotides. RefSeq lists its product as uncharacterized. NCBI's taxonomy places the organism in Eukaryota, Metazoa, Arthropoda, Insecta, Diptera, Drosophilidae. The transcript is spliced from 3 exons. The record is from RefSeq and is a predicted model, not a curated record. The coding region runs from base 256 to 1287 and encodes 343 amino acids.
AAAUCUCGUUUAUCUGGGGGUAUCGCAUAAGUGUGCAGCUUAUCAGUAUAAAUUGACGGUCAUCGAGGUAAUCGUUGGUUACCUCUGAUAAAAAAUUAUCUCCGGAGACGAUAACAUUUUGUGAUAAGUUCAACAUAAUGCCGUUACGAAUUUGAAUCAGUUGUAAUCAUGUCGCGUUCCAUGAAGAUCACCAUAUGGUAAAUCCAACUUCGCUCAGAUGGAACUCAGAAAAGAAAGUCGUAUGUGGUCAAGACUAUGCUGGACUGGGAUAAAGGUGGCAAGGCAGUGAAUGAAAUGAGGUACUUUCACAAGGAGCAGCAGAUGUACUCCACCUAUUUGCCGCAGUUUGAGAAAAUCUAUCGUGAGGCAGGACAUCCCGUGCAGCUGAUGCCGAAAUGCCUGGAAGUCGGAGAGAUAGAUGGAAAUAUAUAUUUUAUUUUUGAAGAUCUUUCGACUCGAAAUUUCGUGGCUGCAGAUCAAAUGAAAGGAGUGAAUGUGGAGCACAUGCGACUCUCACUUCGAAAAUUGGCCGAGCUGCAUGCCGCCAGUGUGAUAUACAAGGAGAGGUAUGGACCAUAUCAUACUGACUUUGAUAAUGGAUUUGCCAGAAAGGACAAAAUCGAGCAUAGUAUAAAAAGAUUCGAAGUAAAAGCUCCAGAAUACAAGGCAGCCAUGAAAACGUGGGGAAUAGAUGAGUGCUACCUUAAGAAUUUCCCCACUGCUGAGCAGUACGGCAAGCUCUGUUUGGAGUCCCUCAAUGUAGAUCCCCAGGACUUUAAUGUCCUCACACAUGGGGACUUUUCUCCAUCCAACAUUCUCUUCAAGUACGAUAAAAAUGGAGCACCAAGUGAGGCACUUAUACUGGACUUUCAAAUUUGCAAAUGGGCCAGUCCGACACAGGAUCUGCUUAUGCUGAUAAUCCUUUCGGCGGAAAAGGAUUGGGGCUAUAGCAAAUUCGAUAAUUUUGUGAGAAUCUACUGGGAAUACCUCACCGACUGCUUGAGAGUCUUGAUGUACGAGAAGCCGCUUCCGCAACUGAGGGAACUGCAAUCUGCUAUCUACAAGAAAAACAACACUUUCUCUGCAUUCUUUGCCGUGAUGAAUCAUUUGCCGGGGUUUUUGCUGCCAGUUUGCAAGGAAAAUAACCUGCAUACGUUUAAUUUAGAGGACGAGGUGGGCAGGAGUUUCCGUACCAAGGUGUACACCAAUCCCAUCUUUGUGGAAGUCGUCAAGGAGCUGUAUCCCAUUUGCUGCAACCGCGGACUCUUCAACUUCGAAGACUUCUAGUGAUCGCCAGUUUAUGCAUCCGCCAGUGAAGCUUUCAUUCGAACCUAUUAAGCAAAUUGUGUGCGAAUAUUGAUUCUGGAUUUAUCAAGUUUUCCACGGCGAAUGUCGGGGCCGCAACGCAAUUGAAGGUCGGGGACCAUGAAAUAGUUUUCCAACUAGUACGCCUGUAAAUAGAAAUAUGAUUCCAAAAAAUGUUAUCUUUCAACAAUUAACGCAUUGCAUUACUUGUUUUAGUAUAUUCAUAUGUACAUAUGUGCAUAUUUUACUCUUGAGAUAACAAAAAUGUUUGUCUACUUAUCACGUACUCACCGUAUCUACAUCAAAAUGCUGAUAAAAGCUAUUAAGCGAUAGACUAGUAAAAUAAUCUAGUCUUGAAGAGAUAAUAAUUAAUUUCUCAAGGUAACAUCACAAAUAAUUAUUAA